AGAUAUUAGGAUUGUCUAAAAUUAUGUUUUUUUUUCUAUCUAAAGUACAAUCUAACAAGUAUAAAAUAAUGGAAGUUCACCUUGGUUUAAAGUGAUGACCUCCUUACUCAAAAGUUUCAGCUGUUGUUACUUACAUUACAACCAAUAAAAAGUGGUGCCUACAGAAGAACCACGAGGCAGAGAUUAAUGGGGAUAACUCCUAUUUAGAAUAGGAUAUUCUAUAUAUUUCCUGAUAAUCAUGAGCCUAUGUUAUCUCAUACUUGUCCUUAUCUACUUAGGACUUACUUGAUGUAUAAAUACCGAGCUAGAGCUCUGAGAUCAAGGACACUUAUAUUCAGACUUUACAUAACAUUACAUGGUAUCAGAGCAUAAGAUCUGGACCUUCUAUAACCCUUAAAUUUCUUUUCUACACAAAGUGUUUCUCAAGAAACAUGUCUGAUAAUCAAGGCGCCAUUACAGAGUCCACCACAUCCUCUCCGUACUAUCUUCAUCCCUCGGAUAGUCCCGGUGCUCUUAUCACGUCUGUCCUUCUUAAAGGCUAUAACUAUACGGAAUGGGCAACGGAAUUGUCAAAUUCAAUCCAAGCAAAGGAAGCUUACAGAGAUCAAAUUAAGGAUUAUAUAAGAAGAUGAAGAAACCAUGAAAUUAGUUUAAAUACCUUAAUGCUAAAAUGACCACGAUACUCCUAGUAAGUCUUCCGAACUUCCAACAUAUGCGGAUCUAAUGCAAUGUAAACGAGUGUGAUCAAUAAUUCAAGUGCACUAGGAGUGACUCCAGCUGAGAACACUUUUUGAGAUCUUAAAUGAACGUAUACCAUUAGUCCAGCAUAUGCAGCCCACUUGUUACACAAAUCAGCAACUGUAAGCAUACUUCAUAACCAAAAAAAAAAAAAAGAGUAAAGCAAUUUGAUCAUAAUUUAAACAAACCAGUCCAUCUCCAAGCAACUCAAUGUUCAUACUACUCAAGUCUCCGUAAAAACAGAUGGAAGGCAAGGUUUAUCUAAUACAAGACGUUUGAACGUUGUCCAUGUAUCAUUGAUGUCAUCAGUUGUGCGCCAACUGUUUCCAACUUCUUUUGCCCAUAAGGCAGGAUCAUCAACGCCCCUGCAGACACGAGAACAUGGUAAAUAAGAGGUAUUAACUUUACUCGUCCUGUGUGAAGACAUUUUGAGGUAUGUACCACUCACAAAGUGAGUAGAAGACUGAGCGACCAGUAGCGUACAGAGCAUCACACAUUGGAGGGUAUCUGGAAAACAUGAACUGGAACAAGUUUUUUUCUUUGAAAACUUAUACCAAAUAGAGUUCUGAUAUAUGGUACCAAAUCAAAUUAUAAAGAUCAAUUUUUUCCAUGGGAUAAGGGAUUUAUACCUAGGUUGAAACAAUUAUCAUAUUUCAGAUAUUAAAACAGUUAUGAUCUAUAUUCACUUUAAAAAUACUUACGACAAAGGAGAAAAAUGGGAACGUUAAACGUUAUUAAAUAUUAACUUUGACAAACAAAUUCGACAAAAGAAAACAAACAUCAAAUAUUACUUUUUUUUUUUUUUUUGAUAACAAACAUUUACAGAGUCUACAUUUACAGACUCAUGUAGACUCUGUAAACCAAGGUGGUAAAACUACAUCCAUGUGCACGACGAAAGACAGUUGUUGCCGAGCACUCCGUGCCAAGCUAUCCGCCUUUUUGUUCUCCGUCCUAGGAACAUGAACAAUUUCUGAGUUGACAAAACUUUGUCGCAAAGUCUUGAUAUCUUCCAGGUAGUUUUCAAAUGCUGGCCAUUCCUCUGGUUCCGAAACCAUCUUCACCAGUUGAGAACAAUCCGUUGCAAACGUAACCUGAAACUGCCUUAAAUUUCACAGACAUUCCAUCGCCCAAAUCAAUGCCUCCAUCUCCGAAUAAGAGGUGAGAGGGAUGCCCUUACAUUUCGUGUUCCCAAUAAGCCAUCAAACUCUGGCAGCGUGCUAUGCCAUCCUUGUCCUGAAAAAAGAUUUUUAUCUUUCCAAGAACCAUCCGUGAAACACCAUCGUCCUAUGAUCCCUAUAUUAGGCCGUACCUGUACUUCCUGUACCAAUCUACGAUCUUUAAUAACUUGUGCCUCAACCCACAAUAUUGAUUCCACUUCUGCCAAUCUCAGCAUGUCUCUUGGGUCCAUAUCUAAAUUACUGAAUGACCGUUUACAUUUUACAUUUGGCUAUAGUAAAAACAAAUUGAAAUACGCAUGAAAAAGGAAAAAAGAGAAAGUAACCGGUUGAAUUUUUACAGCUGUAUCUAGUAAAAAGGAAAAAAAGUGAAAAAUACGGAAAAGAAAAAUGGAAAUUUCACAAACCUAUAUAACACUAUAGGCGUGCGCAUAAAACUUUCUCUAAUCAUCUUCUUCUUCUCCUAUUUCUUUUGUGUUAUUUUGUCUAAACCCUAGAAGCGAUCUUUGUGUUCUGAGAUGAAAACUCUUGCGCCAUUUUCAAGUCACCGUCUCCGUCAACGAAUCUCCACCGUCUAUCCGGCGAUGACGUUCCUAUCACCACCUUCCUUAACCUCCUCUUCCUCUUCGAUGAUAAAGUCUCGGUCAGAAGAAAACUUGAGCAAGCUCAACGAAUGCAUGGAGAACAUGGACGAGGAUGUCUCGGAGAUGUUCAUGGAAUGUCAUCAAACGGAUUUCCGCCAAGAACCCGAGCUGCUUCGUCUCCUCAGCGACUACUUCACCACAAGCAAAUCCGUCAGCGAGCUCUGCGAGUCUCUGAGAAAGUGUCUGGAGAGAGCAGAACACGAGGAGUGCUUCAUGUUAGACGAGGCGUUGCGUGACUUCGAGGAGGAGAAAAGCGGUUGCAGCGGUUUGUUAGAAGCAAGUUUCAGAAAAACCUUCCGAGACCUGAGUAAGUUGAACGACUUGUGUACUAGUUGUAACUCCGACGACGGAGAUUGUGAUGGUGAUUUUCUCAGGAAGCUUCAGAUCUGUCAUCGAGAUUUAGCCGAGAUGAUCGUGAAGCUAGAGUCGACCAUGAAGGAGAUCGAGAGGAAGCUGAGACGCGUGCGUGGCAAAAGAGCGGUGGUCACGGCGGCGAUAAUCGCUCCGGUGAUUGCCCUAGUGACGGUGAGCAAAAUCGUCGCCGGAAUAUUCGGAUCCGUUCCGGUUGGGGAGGUGGCUACGUUCGCUGCUUCCAAGUGGAAGAAGUCGACGGCGACUCUGAAACGGGAAAAGACGGCGGUGACGUCGAUGGAGGGGGCGACGAUGGUGGCUCUCAAGGAAGUGGAGAGGAUCAGUAGACUGGUGAGUAGGUUGGAGGCGGUGGAGAGGUCUAUUAGAGCAACGGCGGAGUUCGCCGUUAAGAAACGGUCGCCGGUGGCUGUAGCUAUGGGAGAGAUGGAGAGGGAAAGGAAGAGGUUGAAGUCAACGCUCGUUGACUUAGAUAGAGAGACGGGAAGGUGCGAUGGGUUCGUGGUGUUUGGACGUACAUUGGCUAAGGGCAAGAUCUUUGAGUUUCUCUCUUGUGGCGAGAAAAGCUCCAACUCCAAUCCAACUAGUUUGUUUUUGUUUUCUUAGUACAUUGAUUUGUAUUCAAUCGGUAACAACUUUGUUCAAUUGUAAAUAUAUUUUUUUUUCGCAGAAACAUAAAUCUCAAUUUCAGAUUGAUGCUCAAGCUGUUCUAAACUCCUUCGGAUUUAUUCACCAACAAAGACACAUACUGAAUCAAACGAUCUACACAUUUUUUGGACUCUGUUUUUGCUCGCAGACAAUUGUGUCUCAGGCUGUAUUAAUUCAAGAAGAGGCAGGCAGCACAAGGGCAUUACCAAAUGAUCAAUUGUAAACUUACUUCUUUCUUCUUCACUGGCUUCUCUCUAGCUCAGUAGAAGAAACUUGGUUCUUUAGAAAGCAUACGGCUGAUUCUUCAGUCAGAGCCUUUGCUUCUAGGCUUGGUUCACUUGAAUUUGAGAAUGUGAAGAGGGCAUCAACAUUCAGACAUUGUAACCUUAAAAGUUCGAAUAAAAGAGUCAACAUUUGCUCCCAAAAGUUCUGUUAUUGAGCAUGUCAAGGAUGAAAUUUGCAGACUUGGCGGGCUAACGACCUUGACCACUAGAAUGUCAUUUCUUAGCUUGAAUUGUUUCUCUCGUGUUCUAUUAGAAUGUAAAACCACAUAACGCACAAUGUGGCUCUGAACUUGAAACAUUAUUAACAGAAACCGGCAACAAAUAUUGAACAUCAGAAGAUUAUUUUAGCCAGAAAUACAUACAACCUAAUGACAUCAAUGAAGACCAAGAAAUAAAAAAUGUUACUCUAAGAGCCUCGAAUGAGUCAAAAGUAUACAACUUUCCCUUGGUUCCUCUAUCAAAAACACUUGCAAAGUGUCACAAUU
Messenger RNA from Brassica napus (rape), 4343 nucleotides. Its product is annotated as UPF0496 protein At3g57100-like. Lineage: Eukaryota; Viridiplantae; Streptophyta; Magnoliopsida; Brassicales; Brassicaceae. The record is from RefSeq and is a predicted model, not a curated record. The transcript has a single exon. The coding region runs from base 2432 to 3532 and encodes 366 amino acids.